CCCGUUUGCCUCCUGCCUCCUGACCCAAACCAGCUGGACCAGCUCUCCCGGUGCCCGCCUGCAGCCCCCCCCCCCCCCUUCGCGCCAGCCAAGUCACAGUCUCCAGGGCACCUUCAAGCAACCGGGUGGGGGGUCCUGAUCUUGGAGACCCAAACGAAGGUGGGCUUCCGGGCAGAGAUGGCCCUGCAGAGCCAGAUGUGGUCUCCGGCCACACCCACACCCAUGGCCGAGAGCUCCCUCUACCGGCAGCGGCUAGAGGUCAUUGCUGAGAAGCGGCGGCUGCAGGAGGAGAUCCGCGCCGCGCGCCGGGAGCUGGAAGAGGAGAAACUCCGCGUGGAGCGGCUCAAGAGGAAGUCUCUCCGGGAGCGUUGGCUCAUGGACGGGGCAGCUGAGGAGCCGGAGCAGCAGGAGGACUCCACCUCUAAAGACCCCCAGUCACCUGAGGGCCAGGCUCAGGCCCGAAUCCGCAACUUGGAAGACAGCUUGUUCACACUCCAAUCCCAGCUGCAGCUGUUGCAAAGUGCAUCCACAGGUGCCCAGCACAAGUCCCCCGGCAGGCCCACCUGGCGCAGACAGGGUCAUCGACCUCUCUCCCAGCCUACCGUGGAGGCAGGUCCCACAGGCCACACUGAUCUGAGCAGGAGAGCCUCCCUCCCAGCUGGACCAGUGGACACCUCCCCAGAGUCCCCCUCUCAGCCCAGAGAUGAGGCUGUCAGGGUUCCACCCACCCUGAGGCUGUUCCCUGGGGCAGCAGGGGCCUCCUCAGAAGCCAACGGCCCCUGCCCUGGACCCAGCCCCGCUGCAGAACAGGGGCCGAGUCAGGGGCUGGCAGCAUCUGAGGGGGGCGUGGGUGAGGCCAAAGGAGGGGGCGUGGUGGAGGUGGUAUGGGAGGGGCUGAGGGCCACAGAGGACUGUGCCACGGAGGCCACGGGCCCAGAGCUGGAGGCUAAGGUGGAGGAAAUGGUGCUGGAGGCCAUUGGGGACAGGCAGGAAGCUGCCUGCCCAGAGCCCCCGUCCUGGGUGAAGGAGGACAGGGGCAUCGUGGAGGUGGUCUGGGAGGGGGUGGGAGGGCCGGAGAGCAGCGACUCCGAGGCCACAGGGGACGGGGGCAGGGGCCAGAAGGCCGCGCAGACCAGCUCCCCGAGGCUCCAGGUGAGGCUAGAGGGAGCAGCUCCUGGAGAAGGCGGCGUCCCCAGGGGCAGCUCUGACGGUGAUGGGCCAGGGGGCUCUGGAGGAGAGGAGGGGUCCUUCAUUUGGGUGGAGAGGGUGACCCUCAGCGAAGAGUGGGAGGAGCUGGGGGAGGAAUUGGUCGUGGAGGGGUUGGAAGGGCCAAGGGCACCGGGAAGCGGGGGAGGGCCUGAGAGUCCGCUGGGGGUGGAGAGGGGGGCAGGGGAGGACGCCUGGGGGGCGGGAAGGAGCCAAGCAGAGGAACGGGUGGAAUCAGUGGGCGAAGGAAAGAAGGGGACUGAGGAAGAGGCAGGGGCAGACGUGUCUCUGGUGGGGGAGAGGGGGGGAAGCGAGGGCUCUUUGGAGCCAGAGAGGGGAGGAGGGGAGGAAAAGCUGAGGCCAGAGAGGAAAGCAGUUGAGGAACCACCGUCAGCCGCAAGAAAGGCAGUUGAGGGACCUUUGAGGGCAGAGAGGGAAAGAGGUGAGGGGCCAUUGCGAGUAGAGCAGAAAGAAGAUGAAGAAAAAGUAGAGGCGACUGAAGAACCAUUGGUGACAGAGGGAAAGGAAGGCGAGAAAUCACUGGGGGCAGAGAAAGGAGGAGGUGAGGCGCCUUCGGAGGCAGAGAGAAUAGGAGGUGAGGCACUAUUGGGAGCUGAGAAAGGAGGUGAGGCGCCAUCGGAAGCAGAGAGAGGAGGGGAGGCGUCACUGAAGGCAGAGAAGACUGACGUGGUUGAAGAACAUCUGAGUCCAGAAGAGCAGAGAGAGUCCGGAGGAGGAAAGGAAUGUCAGGCAGAGGAGGUGAGUGAGGCAGGGGCUUCCUUGGGGGCCAAGGAAGAGUCAAGACCGGAAGAGGAAGGACCACAGCCCCAGGAGAAGCAGGAAGGCUCCCUGGAGGAAGAAUCUGUAAGGCCCCAAACCCCUGCUGAGGGCCAGGGCCCCUCAGGAGACGCCACCACCCCCCUCCUGGCAGAGACCCCAGCUCCAGAGCAGCCUGCCGAGUGCCAGCCACUGCUUCAGGUGGAAGGGCCCAGGGCCAACCCUAGUGCCCGCCCCGUGCCCACCUAUGCACCUGCCCGGCAGCCCGAGCCACCUGCCCCUCCCGAGGGUGAAGAGGCAAGUGGCCCUAAGCAAAAGACGUGCCAGUGUUGUGUGGUCAUGUGAGCCCACACCCUCCACCCCACGCCCGGCUCCUCUCACAGCUACCUCGGCCUCUUGGCAUCCAGCAGCGGGUCCCGGGCACAGACAGGGCACCACAGGACCGGCUGUGGCACCUGGGAGCCAGCUGGCCCGCUCGUCCACCUCCACCUGGGCUUCCGGACCCCUCGCCCACUGCCUGUGACCCCGGCUCCCUUCUACGACAAAGCCUUUAUACUUGAAAAUAAAAACGUUAAAGCAUUCGGA
Messenger RNA from Leopardus geoffroyi (Geoffroy's cat), 2568 nucleotides. RefSeq names its product paralemmin 3 (gene PALM3). The record is from RefSeq and is a predicted model, not a curated record. Gene Ontology annotation, biological process: regulation of cell shape; response to lipopolysaccharide; Toll signaling pathway. The transcript is spliced from 8 exons. Gene Ontology annotation, cellular component: membrane. Bases 178 to 2328 code for a protein of 716 amino acids. NCBI's taxonomy places the organism in Eukaryota, Metazoa, Chordata, Mammalia, Carnivora, Felidae.